AUGACAGAUCGUCCUAAUUUCAAGAGGCGAGUAGGGAAUCCACCACCAUACAGACCAGCUCCCAAGAGGCUGAGGGCCAAUAACCGUCCCACAACACCUUUGCCUCUUAGUCCAGCUUCCAAUGCAUCUCAUAAUCGCAGUGGUCAAAACUCACGUUACGACAGCGGAGGUCAGUCGAGGUAUGAGGGCUCACGAUAUGACAAUACAAGCUCAAAGCCUUCAGAGAGGCACAAUAAUAGAGCAUCCCCAAGUCGUGGUCAUUAUAGUACAGGGCAACGUGCAGAUGAUGAGAGGAAUAGGAAUGGCUUUCUUUCAAAGUUACCGAAGGGCCCUAAAGUUGCCAUGUCACGAUACAAUGAUGGCAAGAGCUCGUCCGUUACAAAACAAGCUAUAGAGGAGAAGAAAGUACCGCCUCCCUCACUUUUGACCCAGAUAAGAGACAGUUCAGUAUAUGAAAGGAUACUGCAGGUGGGAGAGGGAACAUAUGGUAAAGUGUACAAAGCACGCAGCACAGUGACUGGUAAGAUAGUUGCUCUGAAAAGGCUCAGAUUGGAGGGUGAAAGAGAAGGAUUUCCGAUCACUUCUAUUCGUGAGAUAAAGUUAUUACAAAGCUUUGACCAUCCAAAUGUCUCCACUCUGAAUGAGAUCAUGGUCGAAUCCCAAAAGACCGUCUAUAUGAUCUUUGAGUAUGCGGAUAAUGACUUAAGUGGUCUUUUGUUGAACAAACAGAUCGACAUUGAUGCAGCACAAUGUAAACAUAUCUUUGAGCAACUAUUACGAGGAAUGGAAUAUUUGCAUGGGAACGGAAUCUUGCAUCGUGAUAUUAAAGGUUCAAACAUUCUUAUAGAUAACAAAGGUCAACUAAGAAUCACGGAUUUCGGACUGGCGAGGAAAGUGAAGGCAGAGAGUGAUUACACAAAUCGAGUGAUCACGUUGUGGUAUAGGCCUCCCGAAUUACUACUAGGUACCACCAACUAUGGGCCUGAAGUGGAUAUGUGGGGUUGCGGCUGUGUACUGGUGGAACUCUUCAACAAAGUGGCAAUUUUCCAAGGUCAAAAUGAAUUAGAACAACUGGAUUCCAUCUUCAAGAUAAUGGGUACUCCCAACACAGAUAGUUGGCCCACGAUAUUUGAUAUGCCCUGGUUCUUCAUGGUUAUGCCACAGCAAUCGCAUAAAUACCCAAACACGUUCAGAGAAAAAUUCUCUUCAAUCAUCCCAUCUGAAGCCUGUCUUCGAUUAUCAGAGGGACUGUUGUCAUACAAUAAAAACAGGAGACUCACAGCUUCACAAGCUUUACAAAGUGCAUACUUCAAAGAGCUCCCAAAGCCGGCACCUUUGGUCCUAGAAGGUUAUGAAGGCUGUCAUGAAUACGAAGUGAAGUUAGCAAGAAAACAGAAACGUGCCAAACUUCAAGAGGAGCAGGCUUCCAAGAGGGAAUCGUCUGAGAAACAAGCAUAG
Messenger RNA from Torulaspora delbrueckii, 1458 nucleotides. RefSeq names its product cyclin-dependent serine/threonine protein kinase CTK1 (gene CTK1). The transcript has a single exon. Gene Ontology annotation, biological process: transcription elongation by RNA polymerase II; protein phosphorylation; positive regulation of transcription elongation by RNA polymerase II. Bases 1 to 1458 code for a protein of 485 amino acids. Gene Ontology annotation, cellular component: nucleus; cyclin/CDK positive transcription elongation factor complex. Gene Ontology annotation, molecular function: ATP binding; cyclin binding; RNA polymerase II CTD heptapeptide repeat kinase activity. The record is from RefSeq and is a predicted model, not a curated record. Lineage: Eukaryota; Fungi; Ascomycota; Saccharomycetes; Saccharomycetales; Saccharomycetaceae.